UCUCUUUCUUGGUGUGUAUAUAUAAUGCAGUGGUUUUGCUUUACAAGAGAAGAAAAGGAGACAAUUGGAGAUGAGAAUGACACAACCAAGAAUGCAAAGAAAUAAUGCUAUGGUUUGUGUCUUGAUCAUCUUCUUGAUCAAUGUCAAUGGAGAGAAAUCUCCAUUUGAUGAUCAUGGAAAUCAUUUCCAUGAUCAAAUGAAAAAACUGCAAGCUUUAAAGUCUUCUUUAAUCCGUCGUGAUUUGGCUUCCUCUCCUUCUCCUUCUCCUAGCUUUUCUGCUCCAGCUCCAUCACCGCAGGCUGGGGCUGUGGGCAGUCCAAGGGUGUUCAGAGUGACAUCGUUUGGUGCAGAUCCAAGUGGGAAAUUAGACGGCUCAGAAGCACUUGAAAAAGCAAUAGCAGCAGCAUUUGAAGGUCCUAAAGAAUGGUCUUUGAUGGAAGGAAUGAUUAAUCUUGGAGGUGCUCAUAUUUAUCUUGAGGGUGGAAUUUACAAGAUUUCUCAACCUCUCAGAUUGCCUGCUGCUGGAGCAGGGAAUCUUAUGGUAAGCUCACUAACCAUAUUCAAAUUUCGUAAUUUCUUCCAUUCACCAAAACCAACCACUAACCACCCAAGUUGUGGCUGA
Manihot esculenta (cassava) is the source of this 622-nucleotide messenger RNA. RefSeq names its product polygalacturonase QRT3-like. The record is from RefSeq and is a predicted model, not a curated record. Gene Ontology annotation, molecular function: polygalacturonase activity. Lineage: Eukaryota; Viridiplantae; Streptophyta; Magnoliopsida; Malpighiales; Euphorbiaceae. Bases 71 to 622 code for a protein of 183 amino acids. The transcript has 2 exons.